AUGGCAGGUCCGGUUCGAGAAAGAGUCACAGAUGCCGACAGGCGCCAUUUCGAUUUUGUGCAAACCUUGCUCCGUAUUUCCGAUGAGCUGACAGAAGAGGAAACGGCAAACGUGAAGUUGUUCUGUCUGCAUCUGAUUCCUGAAGGCCAAUCGGAACAACUGAAGCGGGCGGUGGACGUUUUUCAAAAGCUGAUUAAACUGGACAAAAUUGACCAGGAGAAUCUCGACUUUCUCGAAGAGCUGUUGGAAAGAAUCGGGCGUCAGGACCUGAUUCGGGACGUUCUGAGACAGUUCCAGCCUCCUGAACGAGAGAUUCCGGAAAAUCCCGAACUGCAGCCGGGAACAAGUCAACAGGGAGCAGAUGCAGAAGGAAAUGCAACGUCCAACACAUACGUGGUCGUGAACGGCCAAGUGCGCAUGAUCCAGGAAACUCUAGAUCGUCUUAGAAACCACAUAGCAACGUUAUCUGGCACCAGAAGGUCAAUGGUCAAGUUCAGAGGUUACAAGAAGCACAAGAGCAUCCUGGUGCACUUCUCCAUACCGCGGGAGAACACGGUGGUGCUGAGGCACAUGGCGGAUCACUCCGACCCAAGACUUGUCUACAUGGGCGUCAAGUCACUGCAGAUCGACGCUGAAGUUCCAAUCAAGGUCCAACAGGGGGCGCCGUUGUACGAUAUCAAGAGGCAACUGCCUGUUGAUGACAUCGAGGUUGGAUGCAAGAACAGGCUGAAGGAGGCUCUUGAGACAAACGAUAUUCUUGAAGAAAAGCUGCAGCAUGCUCAAGAAUACGCGGAGAAAGCCGCCAAGCAGGGAUACCUGGAGGUGUGGGUGACAAGGUUGGAGCAGACCCGACUGCAAAGGAAGAAGACGGGAAAACUCCAAGACAAGAAUCUGGCAGUGGGAGCGAUGGAAAAGAGGAUGUUCUCGGUACAGAAGCACAAGAGCAAGAGCGACACACAGCGGGAAUACAAAAAGCGGCACCUGGCUUUACUGGUGUGA
Molecule: messenger RNA, 999 nt
Organism: Branchiostoma floridae (Florida lancelet)
Lineage: Eukaryota; Metazoa; Chordata; Leptocardii; Amphioxiformes; Branchiostomatidae
Exons: 5
Coding region: 1-999 (332 amino acids)
Biological process (GO): regulation of apoptotic process
Cellular component (GO): extracellular region
Molecular function (GO): protein binding
Source: RefSeq, a predicted model, not a curated record